Exaiptasia diaphana is the source of this 588-nucleotide messenger RNA. Its product is annotated as diamine acetyltransferase 2. The record is from RefSeq and is a predicted model, not a curated record. Gene Ontology annotation, molecular function: N-acetyltransferase activity. The transcript is spliced from 5 exons. NCBI's taxonomy places the organism in Eukaryota, Metazoa, Cnidaria, Anthozoa, Actiniaria, Aiptasiidae. The coding region runs from base 71 to 568 and encodes 165 amino acids.
ACGGUGCGGUGUUCUUCAGCAACAACUAGAGAAAUUCUAAGUUCGAUAUUUUAUUUUGAUUUUAUGUGAAAUGCAAGAUUUCAUUAUAAGAGAGGCAGUUCCACAGGACUGUCAAGGAAUACUUGAAUUAAUUAAGGCUCUUGCAGUGUAUGAAAAGGAACCYGAGUCUGUUGUUUGUUUGACACCUGAAAUUUUAGAGAGGGAUUGUUUUGGAGAAAACCCAUGGUUUUAUUGCUUUGUGGCUGAGAAAGAAUCAAGUGCUGGAAAAGAUCUUGUUGGUUUUGCACUGUACUAUCAUGCCUAUUCWACUUGGAAAGGACGUAUGCUGUAUUUAGAAGACAUUUUUGUUAUACCAAGUGAACGAAAAAAAGGCAUUGGAAUUGGAUUUAUAAAAGAGAUAAGUAAGGUUGCAGUGAAGAAGAAGUGUUAUAAAGUCAAGUGGGCAGUCUUAGACUGGAACCAAAACUCUAUUGAUUUUUUCAAUUCUUUAGGAGCUCAAAUAGAGAAAGAGUGGAAACUAGUGUGUUUAGACAACACUGCAAUGUUAACUUUAGCUGAAGAGAAAUAAAAACAAUGAMUGCCUGCUGC